AUGAAUUUCAAAUUCUAUUCCACAAUUAUCUACCUGGUGUUGGUUAAAGAUGAAUCCCUGGCCACAAACCAAUCAACGCUUCGUCUCGGAGGAACAUCGGCUUCUCCAGGAUCAAGUCUAUUCGCACAUAUCACUGGCAAAGAAUCAACGGGUCGACCAAACGAAUUCGGCUUCACCACAAGUUCAAAUGGUUUAAGCAACGAUGAUCUCUCCACCGACUUUUUAUUAAAUUUUACUUACGAGGAAGACCGCUCCGAAGAAAAGCAACCAAAGACUUUAUUUCAAUGGUCUUGGUCAACAAUGGAAUGGCCUUGGUGGGUUAUCUUACAGAUGGUUUCUGCGAUUCUGGGUAUAGUGGGGAACUUCCUGGUCAUCCUUGUGGUGUUCUGGAAAAAUUCCUCAAGACGCUCCACUGACAUCCUGGUGGGCAAUCUAGCCCUUGCAGAUUUCUUGUUAUCCAUCGUGAUGAUUCCUCGCCCGAAAGCUCAAACAAUGCCUUCGAGUGUUGUGGGACGUCUCUAUUGUCGCUUUAUCUUUUCUCCUUCGUUACAAUGGAUGCUAAUGACGGUAUCUUCUUAUCAACUUGUCGCCAUAUGUUUCGACCGCUACUUCGCGGUUGUCCAUCCUCUCACCUUCAAUCGCAUGGUCACAAAGAGGCGAGUGUGGAUUUGUACAGCUCUUGUUUGGUUGACGUUCAUGCUCGCAGGAAGCAGGGCCAUCUUUGGGUACUAUGUUGAAGACCACAAUGGACGGUGCGUUCGCAGAAGACUUUCAGUCGAAGGCGACAUGGCCUUUGCUGUUUACCACCUCUGUCUUCGCAUUGGUUCGCCAACUGUAUUCAUCCUUCUCACCCAAAUUCUAAUAGCCAAGAAACUUUAUCGAGAGGACCAACAUUUCUCCAAGAUCUUAACAGAAGGAUCUGUCACCGCUGGUAAGCCAUCAAAUCAUCUUAAAGCUCGUACUCGCGUUCUUAAGAUGAUGCUUAUUGUCAUAGUUGUAUUCAUCAUUUGUUGGGCACCAGAUCAGAUUGCCUACUUCUUCGCAAAAAUGGGGUUCGACAUUGCCAGGAAUUACCUUGGGAGUCCACUGCAACGUUCCUUCGUAAACCUUACUUACUUCAACUCGUGCGUGAAUCCUUUCAUCUACACUGCCAGAAGUCCAAGGUUUCGUAAAGCACUCAAAGGCAUUUUUAACUGUUCCCGAUCAAGCCACGAUCCUGUCUUUGGACACGAAGUGCAAACAUCCUCUAGCCAGGGGCGUAACAAGGGUCGGUGGCCAGGGGGGACAAGAGCCCAAAAUUUCCCGGUCAUAUCAUCAUGA
This is a messenger RNA of Lytechinus variegatus (green sea urchin), 1320 nucleotides long. RefSeq names its product allatostatin-A receptor-like. Gene Ontology annotation, cellular component: membrane. Gene Ontology annotation, molecular function: G protein-coupled receptor activity. Lineage: Eukaryota; Metazoa; Echinodermata; Echinoidea; Temnopleuroida; Toxopneustidae. The transcript has a single exon. The coding region runs from base 1 to 1320 and encodes 439 amino acids. The record is from RefSeq and is a predicted model, not a curated record. Gene Ontology annotation, biological process: G protein-coupled receptor signaling pathway.